Fomitopsis serialis is the source of this 2009-nucleotide messenger RNA. RefSeq names its product cytochrome P450. Gene Ontology annotation, molecular function: monooxygenase activity; heme binding; iron ion binding. The coding region runs from base 190 to 1764 and encodes 524 amino acids. Lineage: Eukaryota; Fungi; Basidiomycota; Agaricomycetes; Polyporales; Fomitopsidaceae. The record is from RefSeq and is a predicted model, not a curated record. The transcript is spliced from 13 exons.
CCGCUUUCCUAGUCUCGACCACAUUCACGCGUAUGCGUCAAAUCUUGUCCCACCUAGCCGGGUUGGGCGUGUUUGGAGUCUCGACGAAACUCCAUUAGCGCAGACGAGAAACGGCGUGCGUGUACCUUAUAAUACGGGAGCAUUGGCGAACCGCACCGUGGGCUUCACACAAAACCUUACCUUCUAGUCAUGAGCGCUGCCGUUGCCUUGGUCGCUCUCUGCUUUCUAACAGUGCUCGCGAGGCACCUCCGGCAGGCGUACUCAAGGCUCCAUGAGCUUGCGGGCCCAACACCGUGGAGCUGGAUCCUGGGCUAUAGGUACGAUUUGCACAGCGCACCUGCCGGCAAUCUCUUCAGCCGCUGGAGAAGCAAGUAUGGGCAAACGUACAAAGUCAGAGGCCCUUUCGGGACCACUGAGCUAUUCAUGGGUGACCCAAAGGGCGCAUCUCAUGUACUCGGGUCUUACAGUUACAUUCGUAAUGAAUCGAACCGUGCUAUGGUGGCGGAGUUCUUCGGCGAAUCAAUUUUCACUGCUGAAGGUGAUUUCCACAAACAACAAAGAGCAGUACUCAACUCUGCCUUCACGUCCGCCAACGUUCGCGAAGUCUCGCAGGUUAUCAUCGACCUCGCAAACAAGCUACGGGCAGACUGGGAGGAUAGGCUUGACCAUGCAGGCUCAUCCAGUCUGACUCUUGACGUCAGCCAUGAAUUGCAGAGCCUUGCAAUCGACGCGAUCAGCAUAACGACGUUCUCUUAUGCGAUCUCCGACAAUGCAUCUCUUUCCUCCCUGCUCGCCAAGAUUGCCAAUCUCCCUCUAACGAACGCUGCGCUUGUUGCGGAAUCGUUCGUCGAGGCGUUCCCAGUACUCUGGAAAUUACCCAUCCCUAUCAAGCGCUGGCCGCGCAUCAUGAAGUCGGAAUUGGGCAAGGUUGCUGAUAGGGUGUGGAAGGACAGCGAAAUCGAGUGCAUGAGAAAUGAUGGAAUGCAUUCCAAGUUGCUGGAAGCUAUGGACAACAGCAAGGUACUAUCUGGGCAGCCAAUGGACCGAGAUCUGGCCAUCGCGAAUAUACUAGCCGUCAUUUUCGCAGGAUAUGAAACGACUGCUAGUGCAAUAGGGGAAUGCUUGCACGAGCUCGCGCUCCAGCUUGCUAUACAGUCCAAACUUCGUGCAGAACUCGUCUCGUUUGCAGAUAUCACGGGCAGAGACCCGACCUAUGACGAUCUUGCGAGUGCUACGCAGUUGCCGUACCUGGACGCUGUCGCACGCGAGACUAUGCUUACGUAUCCGAUCGUAAUGAACCUUACACGGGAGGCGACAGUCGAGGACAGUAUCCCUUUGCAGUUUCCCGUCCACUCGACGGGGGCUACGCAUGUCGUUGUUGAGCCAGGGCAACUCGUCCACAUCCCCAUACGUGGCGGCAUCAACAACGAUCCUGAUAUAUGGGGACCCGAUGCAGAAGUGUUCAGACCGGAACGAUGGCUGGACAAUGGAAAGGGACUGCCGGAGAGCGUCAAGACAGUCCGCGCUCCUGGACAUGUGCUAUCGUUUGGGGACGGACCGAAGAUCUGUGUCGGACGCCACUUCGCACUAGCCGAGUUCAAGAUACUGAUCGCAACUCUGGUGCGGUACUUCCACUUCGAACACGCGGGGGUGGACUACGACUUCUAUCGGGUCGGAAGCAACACUGUCAAGCCGAAGAUACGUGGAAAGGACGGGCUGUCUCCUAGCCUCGAGCUACGAAUCAAAACAGUGUCGGACAUAUGACGGGUAUGUUUCCAAUCGACAUCGCAGCGGUGACCUGGACAUGCACACUACAACUGAUUCAUUACUUUUGGGUGUCAUCGAAGGCUCUUGCUGCUCGGCGACACAUGCAGCGUCGUUUUGUAUCAACACAGCUAGCGCUCCUAUACACGAAUCCGUAUACCAAUGAUUACACCAGUAAUGCAUUACCAGGUCUCACUAUAGACAGUGUCUGCACAGUUAGAGUGCAUCGUAACCGAAUGCGUACC